Molecule: messenger RNA, 1152 nt
Organism: Candidula unifasciata
Lineage: Eukaryota; Metazoa; Mollusca; Gastropoda; Stylommatophora; Geomitridae
Source: the annotation of a GenBank genome assembly
AUGCCGACUACGAUGUCAGAAGAUGUUGACAAAGAACAAAGUAUCAAAGAGCAACCACCGAAAUCAAUAGAUGUUGAUAACGAACGAUUUAUCAAGCCAGAAAACCACGCAACCAUAUCUCCAGGUGGGAUUGAAAUAAGAUUUAUCAAACCAGAAGAGAAAGCAACCGUGUCUCAAGUUAGGGAUGAAGAAAAAGUUAUGGAAUCAGAAAAGCACGUAACAGUGUCUCAGGAUACUGAAGGUUGGCUGAACGAUUUCAAAAAGCUGUCUUCGAACAUACCUGCAUCCAACAUACACAGGGACCAAAUAAACAUCCUACUUUGUGGGCCACCUCAACAUGGCAAAAGUUCAACUGGAAACUCCAUCCUGGGCUCUACAGAGUUCGCAGUUUCCCAAGAGACCACAUCCUUUGAAUUAAAAUCUACUGUGUACGAACAUUACAAAGUGAAAGUAGUUGACUGUCCUCCCACACCAAGAGAAGAACCGCGUCAUCUGAAGCUGGUCUUACAAUCGUACGCGUCAAUGAUGAAACACUUAUUGACACUGUGCCCUAAAGGAUUCCAUGCUGUAGUAAUUGUGUUACAAUACAGAAGUGUUUUUUCAGAAGACCAAGAUUCUCUAAUGUUCAUGCUGAAGGAGAUGUAUGGAGACAAGUUCGUCCAGGAUCACUGCAUCUGCGUGAUCAGUCACGGGGAUUUGUUUGAAAAAGCGAUGGAGAGAAGAAGACAUCAAGGAAAUGCUCUGGACUUCAAUAGCUGGUGUAAACAGAACCGUGGUCCAGUCCUAAAUGACAUAUUUGGAGCCUGUCAGAACAGGUGUGUUCUCUUCGAUAACGUUACCAAUGACGUAAAUAUCAAGAGGGCACAAAUGUAUCAGCUGAUGUCCAUGAUCCUUGGCUCUUGGCAUAACACCUCCUUAGUGCCUCUGGUAUCUGUCAAUCCAAACCUGCGCAUCAAAGCAGACAUACACUUUCUGAUUGAGACGGCGCCAAGGUAUGAUGAGUACCAGAAUCAGCUGAAGUUCGCCGUAAAUUAUGCUUCCAAUUACCAGAUGAGCCCAGACACCGCCCGUACUUGUGUGAUGAUUUUUGGGCAAGAGCAUCACAUGCGGCUGGAUUUUUCAAUGUUAAACACACACGAACAGCUGGCACAG